This is a messenger RNA of Gracilinanus agilis (Agile Gracile Mouse Opossum), 402 nucleotides long. It is a transcript of the gene SFT2D2, whose product is annotated as SFT2 domain containing 2. Bases 163 to 402 code for a protein of 79 amino acids. Lineage: Eukaryota; Metazoa; Chordata; Mammalia; Didelphimorphia; Didelphidae. Gene Ontology annotation, biological process: vesicle-mediated transport. The transcript is spliced from 3 exons. Gene Ontology annotation, cellular component: membrane. The record is from RefSeq and is a predicted model, not a curated record.
UGGGCCGGACGGGGUUCGGCUGGGUGGACCCAGCUGUCUACUUGUAUCUCUGGAGCCUUGCACCUCGGAAGAUAAAUACUUUGUUGCAAUAGCAACAGGAAGCGAGGGAGGGCUUACCGGAGUUUGCUUAGGACGGAGUUUUAAGUCGUGUCGAGGCCCGGCAUGGACAAGUUGAAAAAGGUGCUGAGCGGCCAGGACACCGAGGAUCGGGGUGGACUGGCCGAGGUUAUUGAAACACCAUCAUUAAGCUGGGGCACAAGAAUCAAAGGUUUUGCUGCUUGUUUUGCCAUAGGGAUUAUCUUCUCACUUUUGGGUACUUUUUUCCUGUGGGUGCCUCGGAAAGGACUUGUUCUAUUUGCAGCGUUUUAUACCUUGGGAAACAUUGCAUCACUUGGAAGGUAA